This is a messenger RNA of Lotus japonicus, 1563 nucleotides long. RefSeq names its product receptor-like protein kinase THESEUS 1. Lineage: Eukaryota; Viridiplantae; Streptophyta; Magnoliopsida; Fabales; Fabaceae. The record is from RefSeq and is a predicted model, not a curated record. Gene Ontology annotation, biological process: protein autophosphorylation. Gene Ontology annotation, molecular function: ATP binding; RNA-DNA hybrid ribonuclease activity; transmembrane receptor protein tyrosine kinase activity. Gene Ontology annotation, cellular component: plasmodesma; plasma membrane.
AUGUUGGGUGCGUGGUGGACUCCUCCGCCACAGGGGGUUGUUAAGUUGAAUGUGGAUGGUAGCAAUCGAGAAACCGAGGAGGACAUGGGUACUGGUGGUGUGAUUUGUGAUGAUAAGGGGCAAUGGUGUGUCAGAUUUUCAGGGUUUGAGGUUGGGGGUAAUGCUCUGGUGGCGGAGGGAAUGGCGUUGCAUGAUGGUCUGCAACUCGCGUGGGAUUCUGGUUACCGGAAGGUGGUUGGUGAGUUAGAUUGUGAUGAGCUUUUGAGGCUGGUGGCGCUCCUGGAUACUGCUCACGUGUUGCUGGUGGUGAGGGAGAUUAGAGAGUUGUUAGCCAGAAAUUGGGAGGUGUCUUUGCGGCGUAUUCCUUGGGGUUGCAAUGAAGUCGCUGACUUUAUGGCCAAGUAUAUUGCUAGAUCUGAUAGGGAGUCUUUUAGAAUUCUUGUUGUGCCUACCUUUGAGCUUGAACCUCUUCUUCUAAGAGAGUCUCUACUUUUCUGUGUUUUGACCUUUCUGGCAUUUCUUGGACUGUUAUUUUGUUACUUGAAAGCUCACAAGUCAAAGAAGAAAUCAGCAACCACAUUUGAGUGUCGGAGACAUUUUACUUUCCAUGAAAUCCAGCAAGCAACCAAUGAUUUUGAUCCUAACCUUCUUAUAGGAGAAGGAGGAUUUGGCAAGGUCUAUAAAGGAACACUAGAAAAUGGGAAAACAGUAGCCAUCAAAGUAGCAAAUCCUGAAUCAAGACAAGGUCUCAAUGAAUUCCAUAAUGAGAUGGACUUGUUAUCUAGACUUCGUCAUCCGAACCUUGUCUCUCUUGUAGGUUGCUGUGGUGAAGACUCUCAGAUGAUUCUAGUAUACAACUAUAUGGCAAAUGGAUCUCUCGACCGUCAUCUUUAUGGGAGAGACUUUGUUCCUCUGUUAUGGAAGCAACGCCUUCAGAUUUGCAUUGGAGCUGCAAAGGGACUUUGUUAUCUUCACAUUGGAGCAAAACAAAGCAUAAUUCACCGUGAUGUGAAGGCAGCUAACAUUCUCUUGGAUAUAAAUCUAGUGCCAAAAGUUGCUGAUUUUGGCAUAUCCAAAAAAGGCCCUCCUCUUGAUAAGAGCCAUGUGACAACCAAUGUAAAGGGUAGUUUCGGCUAUGUUGAUCCUGAGUAUUUUAGAAGUAAGUAUCUCACCAAGAAAUCAGAUGUUUACUCUUUUGGGGUGGUGUUGAUUGAAGUUAUGUGUGGAAAGCCUGCAUUAGAUUAUGCCCGUCCAACGCAGCAAAUGAAUUUGGCAUUGGGGGCUUUGAGCUGCCAUGAAAAGGGAACCUUCCAUGAAAUGAUGGACCCAUAUUUGAUUGGCAAAGUGAAUAUGGAUUCUCUAAACAAGGUCUCUGAGUUAGCUUGGAAGUAGUGCUUGGAGGAGCAUCGGGUGAACAGGCCACCAAUGGGCUAUGUAUUGUGUGAAUUAGAAGAGGCUCUCCAUCUUGAGUUGGCAUCACAAGUUCUGAAUGACAAUGGGGAUUCAGUCAGUCUUGCCCAUGUAGAAAGUGAAUUUACAGAUGAUAUAGAAGAUGCUACUUGA